Messenger RNA from Trichoplax adhaerens, 1482 nucleotides. RefSeq lists its product as uncharacterized. Lineage: Eukaryota; Metazoa; Placozoa; Uniplacotomia; Trichoplacea; Trichoplacidae. Bases 1 to 1482 code for a protein of 493 amino acids. Gene Ontology annotation, molecular function: chromatin binding; DNA binding. Gene Ontology annotation, cellular component: nucleus. The record is from RefSeq and is a predicted model, not a curated record. Gene Ontology annotation, biological process: regulation of DNA-templated transcription; chromatin organization. The transcript has 16 exons.
AUGGACGGUAAUAAAGCCGAGAUCAAGUCAAAUCUACAAAUUCAUCAUUAUCAAAUUGGCGAUCAUGUGUUAGUGCACUGGCGUGAUGGCAUGUACUAUCUAGGCAACGUUCGAAAGGUUAAUAAGAGAGAUCGAUCAUGCUUAGUGGAAUUUGAAGAUGCUUCUAUCCAUUCAGCUCGUUAUCACCAUCUACAUCCAGAAUUAAGUAAGGAAGCUUGUAAAACUUGUCAUGGAGAGGUAUCAGAAGUACCCAAUUUGAUAGUUAUUUGCGAUAAUUGCGACCAGGGUUAUCAUCAAAAGUGCCAUAUACCCCAAGUCUCAGAUAGCUUACUUAAACCUGACAUUCAAUGGAUAUGUAGAUACUGCAUAUUUGGCAGUGCUAUGAAGGCUGGUGGAGCUCUAAAGCAUGGACCCAAAGCUCGUGCUCUUCAAGUGCUCAAAUCUGAAUUACCGUAUGAGAUUAGUACACUACGCUGGGAUAAGAGCCAUCUUACUAAUUCUGAAUGCUUAUAUUGUUACUGUGGUGGUCCAGGAUUAUGGUUUAAUCGGAUGGUACAAUGUUGCAGAUGCAGUCAAUGGUUUCAUGAAGCUUGCUUACAAUGCUUAGAUGGCCCUCUCCUAUUAGGAGAUAGGUACUGCAUAUUUACAUGUUCUGUAUGUCGUAAAGGCUUGGAAUCUUACGUAAAAUUACCUAUUGAUAUGGAAGACUACGUUCAUCUAUCAUUAUACAAUUUAACAAGAAACAGUAAACAUAGAUAUUUCGACAUCGAAAACUCGAUAAUACCUUUCAUGGAUAAUAACAAGCAGUAUGUUAAAUUAGAUAAAAAGUAUUUAGAUGUUCCAUUAACUAGCCUUGUACGGUUAGUAUAUGAAAUACUGAAGAAGCAUUUACACGAUAAAUACUGUAUGGACAAAAGUGCUAAAAGAUAUAAAUCUUGGGGCUUGCGUAUGCUAAUACCUCCACUACCUACGUCAAAAGAAUAUGAAGCUCAUUACCCUCCAAUUAAGUUUACUGAUCAUAAAGCACUGAAAGCUACAAUGAAAACAAGAAAGAGCAACCCUAAAAUGAGAAUUAUGCCUAAACGCUUAUGUUCCGAGAGAACUUUACUUGAAAAUAAUGAAGACCUGGCUGAUAAAGGAAAUCUUUCACAAGGUGGCCAACUGUCCAAGAAAGUAAAACGUCAGUUAAAUCACGAGAAUAAAAUUGUAGAUAAUAAUCGGCCGUUAAAACGAAAACGAAAAGGUUGUCGGCUCUCAAGCAGUAAUACAAGUGAUAUGGCGACUUUUUACCAAAAAAGGGUUAAUAAUUCAGUAGAAUAUAUCAUGGCUAAAGAAGUAAACAAAAAGGGGCGCCGAUUGCAUAGUUAUAAAAAAUGUACAGUUUCUGCUCGUCGGAUAACAUGUGAUGGAGAAGUGCAAUACCUAUUCCAUUGCGUCGGUGAACAUUGCGAUAAAGGGUUACCCAUUGUAAGAGAAAUUUAA